CAGGCGCUUCAGAACUGAAUCCACAACAACAAGAAUCGAAUCCAGAAGCACACAGAAACCCAUGAUCAGUUGUUUUUCGUUUUUUCCUUGAGCAAAAAAUCCAUAAACACGUGCGCCGGAAAAAACCCCAUCAGCAAAACAAAAGAAAGAAAGAAAAAGCUCCAAGAUAUUUUUCAAUGGCGUGCGCCCGAGGUACUGAAGCCGUGAAAGUAGUGCUUAUUGAAACGCAGUACGUGAAAACGGACUCCAUGAGCUUCAAAUCCGUAGUUCAGAACCUUACCGGCAAGGACUCGUGUGUUACAUUGAUAGAGAAGAGCAGAAAGAGAAAGAGACAACCGGUUGCGACUGCAAGCGGCGCCAGCGGCUUUGAGAGGUCAGGCGGCGCCGGCGGAAAUAAAAAUAUUUCGAUGUUAACGGAGGGCCUGUCGUUUAAGGACUUGGAUAAGUUGAUCUUGGAGGCGCCUCCAAUGGAGGAAUUGCUCUGGCUCUGGGCUGAGUAGAAUUAAGAGAUUUUUUCUUUUUUGUAAGUAAUUACAGCGUUUAUAUUUUGUUUGAAUUUAUCAUUAAUUGGUGGAAAAGUGGAAUAAGUUGUUUAUUUAAUUAGAGGCCAAUAAAUAUAUAUUUUGUAUGCAUUAGAUGAAAUCCAACAA
Messenger RNA from Alnus glutinosa, 650 nucleotides. Its product is annotated as VQ motif-containing protein 10-like. NCBI's taxonomy places the organism in Eukaryota, Viridiplantae, Streptophyta, Magnoliopsida, Fagales, Betulaceae. The coding region runs from base 177 to 500 and encodes 107 amino acids. The record is from RefSeq and is a predicted model, not a curated record. The transcript has a single exon.